AUGAGGCGAUGUGCUUGUAAGAUGACGGCGUCAUGGUUACUUAUCUACAGGCACGGUGCACGGCGUCCAUUCGGCAAUGCCCCCAACCGCGUUCGUCCCGUUGAAACCCCGUGUGAUUUCUCCAGUUGGCAAAGUAGUCGCGAGGUGAGUGGUUUUUUGGUCAUCGUGGCGGUUUUUGCAGUACCUGUGUGGUUCAUUGUUCUUUCUGGAACACAGGAGGAACGUAAAAGAGAAGUUGUGCUUGAGUGGGCGCGGAAGCAGGCGGAGCGACAUGGACACGAGAGCAAUAAUAGUGGUGCUGAAGAAAAGGUGUGA
This is a messenger RNA of Trypanosoma brucei brucei TREU927, 315 nucleotides long. RefSeq lists its product as hypothetical. Lineage: Eukaryota; Euglenozoa; Kinetoplastea; Trypanosomatida; Trypanosomatidae. The transcript has a single exon. The coding region runs from base 1 to 315 and encodes 104 amino acids. The record is from RefSeq and is a predicted model, not a curated record.